Molecule: messenger RNA, 612 nt
Organism: Jaminaea rosea
Lineage: Eukaryota; Fungi; Basidiomycota; Exobasidiomycetes; Microstromatales
Product: DNA-binding protein
Exons: 2
Cellular component (GO): zeta DNA polymerase complex
Source: RefSeq, a predicted model, not a curated record
CUCACAUACAACGAGCUUGUCUCCUCGCUCAUUCACUUCCUCGAGGUAGCCUUCCACUCGAUCCUCCACCUCAGGCACGUCUAUCCUCCCUCCAUUUUCUCCCUUCAUCGCUCUUACCAGAUACCAGUACAUCGCUCCCGCCACCCAGGACUCAACGAGUACAUCAGCUCCAUCUUGACCGCCGUGCGCGAGGAGUUGGACAAGGAUGACGACGAGCAAGCAGGUGGGGUGCAUAAGAUCAUUUUCGUCCUCUCGUCUGCCAGCACGGGAAAGACGCUGGAGAGAUACAUCUUCGAGCUUGCACAUCUUCUGCCUCGUACGCUCCGUCGAGCCGAUCGAGACCUGAGCAUCAGAGGCAACGUAAGCUUCAGGCAGGUGCAGCUGUAUUACCGCGCAUUUCUCAUGAAGCUCGUCGUGCUUGAUGCGGCGCUGGAGGAGGUACAUGAUGAAGAGGACCUCACUUUCGCAGUGGACGGUGAGGUGCACGAUGAUAGUCAGGAGCUCCGAGCGAGGAGAAGCGCUGCGGAAGGGAAAGACAACGAUGAACCCAUCAUCCUGCCAGUCAAGACGCUCGACUCGGGAGUCAUCAACCUCAUGCUCUACGUCGAAGAC